AUGCUGAUCAUUCUCUCCAUCCCAGUUCUUGUGGUUCUGAGACAGGAAUCCAAAACCCUCCGGCAUCGCCUUCGCGAAGAAGUUGAUGUUGAUCUAGUGGAGAACGCAGCGAUAGAAACUCCUCAAACAGAUUAUCAAGACGUAGAUCCUCCGGAUCAUGGGGCAGACGCCGCUGCUCCAGCCAUCGCCUCGCACAUUUCGAUCUUCUUCUUUAAAGGAUCGCCCGUCAAGCGAGGAGACGAUUUCACAAUCCUCCAGGCGCUCUGUAGCAUCGACAUGUUUCUCAUCUUCGUGGCUUCAACCUGUGGCAUUGGCGCUGUGCUAACCGUGACCAACAAUUUCGGCCAGAUUGGAACGUCCCUUGGCUACUCCCAGGCCGGAACAAACACUUUCAUCGCCCUCCUUAGCAUCUGGGACUUCAACGGUGGCGUUGGCGUUGGCUUCAUCUCGGACAUAUGCCUCGCCAGCUAUGGCGUCGCAAGGCCCUUCUUCCUGUGCCUGGUUCUCUUGCUUCUGUCGCUUGGGAGCUUGAUAAUCGCUCUUGGGCUUCCCGGAGCGCUCUUCUACGGCUGGGUUUUGAUUGGGCUGUCAAUCGGUGGCCAGUGGUCGGUUCUUUACACCAUGAUAGCGGAGAUCUUCGGGCUCAGGUUCUAUGGGACGCUCCAAAAUGUAACUUACGUCGCUAAGGCUCUGGGAACUUAUGUUUUGUCCGUCCGGGUGGCAGGAGUUUUAUACGACUGCGAGAGUAAGCUUGGACCGAGCAAUGGAAGUUUGGAUGGUGAUGAGCUCCUUUGCCAUGGACCACAUUGCUACAGAACAACCUUUUUCGUAAUGGCUGGAGUGUGUUUGUUUGCAUCCAUUGUGAGCUUGAUCUUGUCCAUUAGAACAACAAAGUUUUAUAGUGUCACUCUUCGAAAGAGAUUAAUUGAUUAA
This is a messenger RNA of Selaginella moellendorffii, 933 nucleotides long. RefSeq lists its product as uncharacterized. Gene Ontology annotation, cellular component: membrane. The transcript has a single exon. The record is from RefSeq and is a predicted model, not a curated record. NCBI's taxonomy places the organism in Eukaryota, Viridiplantae, Streptophyta, Lycopodiopsida, Selaginellales, Selaginellaceae. Bases 1 to 933 code for a protein of 310 amino acids.